Molecule: messenger RNA, 3570 nt
Organism: Centropristis striata (black sea bass)
Lineage: Eukaryota; Metazoa; Chordata; Actinopteri; Perciformes; Serranidae
Gene: coro1ca
Product: coronin, actin binding protein, 1Ca
Exons: 12
Coding region: 120-1559 (479 amino acids)
Biological process (GO): neural crest cell migration; actin filament organization
Molecular function (GO): actin filament binding
Source: RefSeq, a predicted model, not a curated record
CGAGUGGUGUCAGCACAGCAGCGGCUCCGGCAGAGGGAGGAAUCAAGUGGGAUACGCGUUGGGCUGUGUUAUAUCAUUCGGCUUUCUGGAAUACUUUAAUUUUCCUCACAGAAGUUGGAAUGGCUGCUAACCACGAUAUGAGACGAGUUGUACGGCAGAGCAAAUUCCGUCACGUCUUUGGCCAGGCGAUGAAAAAUGACCAAUGCUACGAUGAUAUCCGGGUGUCAAGAGUCACAUGGGACAGCUCCUUCUGUGCAGUCAACCCCAAGUUUGUUGCCUUAAUUAUUGAGGCCAGUGGCGGAGGAGCUUUCCUCGUUCUCCCUCUUCAUAAGACGGGACGCAUUGACAAAUCCUACCCCACAGUGUGUGGUCACACAGGCCCCGUGCUAGACAUUGACUGGUGCCCCCACAAUGAUCAGGUCAUCGCCAGCGGCUCUGAGGACUGCACAGUGAUGGUGUGGCAGAUUCCUGAGAAUGGCCUUGUCACUUCCAUGUCUGAGCCCGUGGUGGUGCUGGAGGGCCACUCCAAGCGAGUUGGCAUCAUCACAUGGCAUCCAACAGCACGCAAUGUCCUUCUUAGUGCAGGUUGCGACAACCAGAUCAUCAUCUGGAACGUGGGCACAGGAGAGGCUAUGAUCAACCUGGAGGACAUGCACCCGGAUGUCAUUUACAGCGUGUGCUGGAACCGCAACGGUAGCCUUAUCUGCACCUCCUGCAAGGACAAGGCCAUCCGUGUCAUUGAUCCCCGCAAGGAGACCAUUAUCGGUGAGAAGGACAAGGCACAUGAGGGCGCUCGACCCAUGAGGGCCAUUUUCCUGUCUGAUGGCAACAUCCUCACCACAGGUUUCAGUCGUAUGAGUGAGAGACAGCUCGCCCUCUGGAACACGCAAAACAUGGAGGAGCCCAUAACUGUCAAUGAGAUGGACACCAGCAACGGAGUGCUCUUGCCCUUCUAUGACCCAGACACCAACGUUGUUUACCUCUGUGGGAAGGGUGACAGCAGCAUCCGUUACUUUGAAAUCACGGAUGAGGCUCCGUAUGUUCACUUCCUCAGCACCUUUGCCACUAAGGAGCCGCAGAGGGGCAUGGGCUACAUGCCCAAGAGGGGCCUUGAUGUCAAUAAGUGCGAAAUUGCGAGGUUCUUUAAACUGCAUGAAAGGAAGUGUGAGCCUAUCGUGAUGACUGUACCAAGAAAGUCGGACCUGUUCCAGGACGACUUGUACCCAGACACAUCUGGACCCGACCCGGCCCUGGAGGCUGAGGAGUGGUUCGAUGGCAAGAAUGGAGACCCCAUCCUCAUCUCCCUCAAGAACGGCUACGUCCCGGGCAAGAACCGCGAGUUCAAGGUGGUCAAAAAGAAUAUUUUGGACUGCAAGACGACCAAGAACGCAGAGAACUCAAGCCCUGCCAUGAAAUCUGCCUCUCCAACUCCUUCAAUUAAAUCUGAAGCCAAGCUGGAGGAGAUCUUGAAAGAAAUCAAAUCCCUCAAGGACCUGGUCAGCAGUCAGGAGAAGCGAAUCAUCAAACUUGAAGAGCAAAUGUCCAAAAUUGCCAUCUAGGGACCCUUUACCCAACCCGCUACAAUUCAGGACGUUCCAUUGGCUGGGGGGUGGGCGGGACCAGUCACUGCCUAUCUCAAUGACAGUGUUUCGUCUGAGGCCUGCCUAGCAAAGAUCCCUAGCAACAUUCCAGAAGAACUCUUUCUUAGCCAGCCCCCGACCCUCAUUUUAACACAGGUGGAAUAAGGAUGCGUGGCAAAUUUAGCAGAAAAUACUCCUUGCUUUUCGGUGGACUCUACUCCUUUUAUUGUGUGGCAGUCAUUUUUUUUAUUUUUUCUACAUGUAUUAAAAGCUCUUACAUAUUCCUUUUCCAUUUUAGAAGUAUGACCAAGAAAAUUCCAAUACCAAUAGUCCCCAUUUGCAGUUGCAUACCAAAACAUAUAUUUUUUAAGUAGGUAUCAGUGUUUCAUGUUAACAUACCCCAAAAUCAUAAUGUUGCCAAAUUUUGUUUACACCUCCUUAACAGUAUUUCUUUCUCUCUCUUUGUGGCAAGAGUCAAAACGCAAACAGGGACGCUCAGUGCAGUAGACUGACUAUGUAAGGAGGUCAUCAAUAAUGAACUAUGAAAUUAAAAUAAUUUCUAUAAAUCGGAUGGUUAUGCUAGGAAGAUUGACAUCUCAAACUCUGUAAUUAGGAGGAAAUGCACUCAAAUUGAAGACCCAUUUAGCUGCCAGAGUCUACACCAAGCACCCAGGCAUUACAUAAAUGACAAUUCUUGCUGUCUGUGUUGACGCUGCACUAAUUAACCUCCUGCUUUCUGCCAUUUUUUUCCUCAUUCCUUUUGCUUUUCCGUCAUUCUGACUGUGGACAAUAGUCCGCGUAAACAUGCAUUCCUUUGCUUCAUUAACAUUACUGGAGAAAAUGACAAACACAUUCCACAAAUCUCAUUGGCAGUUCUUGGUGUCGGGGAAAAAUUACUUCGAUAAAGUUCCUCUUUUCUGUGAACACUCUGCUGUAGUGACGCAGUUACACUGGUUGGUUGUUAUUGUGACAUCUCUGUGCUGCCUGUGGAAAGACCAACUUUGUGUAUUUUCAACCUCAGCUUUGCUUUGUUUAUACAAAAGGUCCAGUCACCGACCUCGGUGUUUAGCAGCCGCAGGCUCUGCUCGACACUCAAAUGUAGUCAAGUGUAGUGGGAUUAUUUUUUGUCAUUGUUCCUUUUACAGCAUACAGCAUCUCAGAUCUGUAUCUUCUGUACAAACAAAACAGGAAUUGGCAGGAAAUGACACCAAGUAAUCACACUCUGACUUGACUAUUUAAACCUUCUGGUGAGAAAACUGGAGAUUGCUACAGAAACUGUUCAUGAUCAACCUUAAAGGCCUGGAUUGUGUGUGAAUAUGUGCCUCAUGUCUUUGGUCUUUUGGGUACCUGUCACUAUGGAUGUUCCUGCGUUGUUUCUUAUUGUGGGGGAGGGUCAUGAAAUGAACAGUAGAGCAUCCGAGACUUUGCCUCUAACUUGGAUGAAUUGAAGAGUUGCUUCACUGUUAGUUUUAGCCUGUUUCUUGUUCCAGCUGUGCUUAUAUCCCUCUUAGCACUUCCACAUUUUUUUAAAUGGUUUAUUUCUCCGAUGCCCCCUGUUAAGUAUCAGGAAAAUCAAGGAACCGUUGAAUUGUCCAGUCUGAGCUGUUGAUGAUAAAAGCUCCUCUUGAUGUUUUAGAUUUGUUUCCCGUUGGGAAGCUGAGAACGGGUAAUGGUUCAGUCUGUUGUUUGCCUUUAAUAUUUGUUACCACUGUAAAAGACCUGAAAGUGCCAUAGAGGUGACCAUGGAAGUGUUUGUAGGAGACUGUUGUGAGAGUAGAUGUGUGUAGUAAAUGGGAGAGAGAUGAUAGGUGCCUAGAUUUAAAACACUUUGAGGUGCUAUGCUUAGUACAGACACUAUGUUCAAAGGACCCUGCUGCUGAAGUCCUGUGUCAGCCACCUGGAUGACAUCAUAAAGUCCUGCCAAUCCAUCCCACAAUGCACCGGGCGGCAUUACUGGUCUGGGUUUGUUAGUAAGCCUCUGACAUUUUGA